CCUCGGAUAAACGUCACACAGGAUGUACCAUUUGGACCUUGGAUUAAGUUGGAUACUCAUUGAGGGCGUCAUUUAACUCACAGGUACCUUCGCGAACGGUCCCUCAGUCGCUGAAUUGCCUGGAACCUGACAUAAACAAGAAGAGAGACGUGGAACCGAAGAACCGCCUCAGCUAUUCGGUAAAACACUUCUUGAAGUUCCUUAAGAUGAACUCUGAUAUAUAGCUGAUAUAUAACUUCAGAGGUAAAAAAAACAUGGAUGAAGAGGGAACACAGAGGAUGGAAGAAAGCCACGAGAAAAGCGUCAAGGCCGCGCCUGAAGGCCAGGCCAAGGACGGUGGCAAAGAUAUAUUUAAACUCGACGAGUCCGGGGGUGUCGCCGGUGUCAAAAGCUUCGAAGACAUAUUGGAUAUCGUUGGAACAAACGGGAGAUGGAAUAUGGUCAUCUUCCUUCUCUGCAGCUUGUCCACGUUCAUGUCAACCCUCCAGUCGAUAACUUACGAGUUCCUGGGCGCCACUCCCGAGUAUUGGUGUCAUGUCGGUCCUCUUGUCGAGGCCAAUUGGACGCUGGAAGAGAUUCUCGAUCUUUCCCUUCCUUCGAGGAAUGUAACAGAGCUUAAGUUCUGCGAGUACAAUGACCUCAACUACACUCAUGCGGCACUAUUAGGCUACAAGGAGUCCAUAGAGCAGAUAGACAUGCUGCCCACUGGAAACGGCGACACUAGACCCUGCCCCUCUAGAACCUUCAAUACGAGUCAGUAUACGUCCACCGUUGUCACAGAGUGGGACUUAGUAUGCGAAAGUCGAGCUCUGUAUUCGACGACGCAGGCAGCCUCGCAGGCAGGCAUCCUCAUCGGGGCAUCGACAUUUGGAUUUCUCUUGGACAAAUUCGGCCGUAGACGCAUCAUCCUGAUUUGUGUGUUCCUCAGUCUCGUGUCGGGGUUGGCUGCUGCUGCCUCGCCGUCCUUCAUUUUCUACGUCAUCAUGAAGACGUUGGUGUCCUGUUUCAAUUUCGGGUGUUACACCGGCUGCUUCAUCCAAGUCAUGGAACUAUUUUCGCCCAGUCAGAGAUCGUCCUUGGGAAGCCUUUACGUGCUGCCCUGGGCAUUUGGCUACAUGUUGGUGCCGGGAAUAGCAUACAUCAUCAGGUCUUGGAGGUGGCUGCAGACGGCCUACAGCAUGCCUGUUCUUUUGCUCUUUUCUUACUAUUGGCUCCUCCCAGAAUCUCCACGGUGGCUGACAACUCAUGGUCGCCAUGAGGAGGCUGUGAAGAUCCUCUCAGAUAUUGCCAAGUCCAACAAACGUCAUCUGCCUCCGGAAGAUGCUCUGAUUGUGUCCCUCAAAGGCAUGACGCCGCCGGUGACUGCAAAGUUUUUAAUUACAUCACAUUUCCUGGAAAAGGACUCACUGACUAUGUUUGUUGGCUUGUGGGGCCUCACUGGGACCUGUUGCCAAGCAUACCAGACUCCCGAGAAAGAGGAGAGCGAAGAGACGGACGCCGUCAGCAGAAUCAUCGAAAACCUGAAGCGGUUUCUGAUCCUGGUCCUGAAAUCCGAAUUCCGCUGGAAGAUCCUCGUGUGCUACUUCUGCUGGUACUCCGUCUCGAUGGUGUACUAUGGCAUUUCCCUGAAUUCCGGUAACCUCAGCACUGACCCUUACAUGUACGUCUUCCUUGGAGGCCUGAUAGAGGUGCCCUCGUAUGUCAUGCUGUGGCCUAUGCUGGCCUAUCUGGGGAGGAAGAGAUCAUUGGUAAGCCUGUAUUUCCUCUGCGCUCUGACGAUCUCCAUCAUCGCCAUACUCCUCGGGACUCAAGAUGAAGUUUCUACCGGCGUCAUCAUGUUUCUUUCCCUCUCUGGGAAACUCGCCAUCACAGCAGCCUUCCACCUGAUCUACGUGUUCACGGCCGAGCUCUUCCCGACCAAGUACCGCUCCCUGGCUGUCGGGGAAUCGAGUAUGAUGGACCUAGUUGGGGAGCCAUUCUCAUCCCCCGCCUAUAUCAAUGACGUUGCGUUGUGA
Molecule: messenger RNA, 2015 nt
Organism: Macrobrachium nipponense
Lineage: Eukaryota; Metazoa; Arthropoda; Malacostraca; Decapoda; Palaemonidae
Product: organic cation transporter protein-like
Exons: 12
Coding region: 255-2015 (586 amino acids)
Biological process (GO): transmembrane transport
Cellular component (GO): membrane
Molecular function (GO): transmembrane transporter activity
Source: RefSeq, a predicted model, not a curated record